AUGGCAUCGGUCGAGCUACUGGUGCUGAGGCUGGAGGCGAAGCGGAAGGCCUCGUCGGCUCCGCUGCGUCAUCUGAUUCUGGUGCGGAACGCAAGGGAUCGCAUGUUGACCCGGCGUGAGGCGCAGAAGCGUGGGCGCCACGGCCGCCGGCGACCGGCACGGGCAGCGAUGCGGAAGCGGGCCAAGACUACAGGUUCGGCGUCAAGCGAGAAGAAGGCGGCCAAGAAGGCGGCGGCGUUGAAGGCCAAGCUGAGCAAGGCGCGGCUGCGGCUGAAAAAGUCGGAGCAGGCGCGGGAAGCAGCCAAGGCGCGAGUGGGCGGUCAUGCGGUCGACGGAAGCGAGCAGGCGAGCCCGGCCGGCUUGGACGACGGCGGGAUGCAACGUGUGGAGAUGUGCAAUUGGGUGGCGCGAGUGGCGUCAUGGGCACUCGACUCGUCGCCCGAGGUCACGCCGACCGGCCUCAUCACCUCGACCGCGCCGCUGCUGGUCUUCAAGAUGCUCAACGACGAGAUCUCACGAACGGUGGGCGUGUCGCUCACGCGGGUCUUCCGCGCCGCGUCGGGCGUCGGUGCUCUGGCGUCGCCGUCGUGGGCUUCGCUUGCUUCGCCCGCCGCUACCUCGCUCCUUCUCUCGCCACCGGCGCCGGGCUUCUCGCCCCUGGCAGCGUCGCGGGCAGCCAACGCGUCGGCUCCGCUCGGGCACGACCGCCGGUACCUCGACUCGGACGACGACGAGCCGUCAUCGGCGCUGGCCAGCUCGUCAUCGUUCGGCUCGCUGCCGACCCCGCCGCCGAGCUCAGCCUCGCCACCAUCGCCCAUGGGUGCGAGCUCUCUCGCGCGGUCCCGGGCGGCAUCCUCUGCUGAUAUACGCACAUCGUCGCAGUCGCCGCCGUCACGGCGGGGCGACCAGGGCACAGGAAGAAGUCCGACCGGCAGCUCGUCGCUGGUAGGCGGGCCUAAGUUCCCGGACGAGACGUCGACCAAGCGGAACUACGCGGUGGUGCGGGCGGCCGUGGAAGCGCUACUGCACUUGCAGACGCUGCCGUCGCCGCUGCGACCAAGCGUGCUGUAUCCGAAUGGCGAGAGCGUGGGGAGCGAUGAUGGCGACGAGGGCGACCACAUCGACGCCCUCAUUCUCGCGGUCAACGAUGCGUCCGAGGCACUUGCGCUCAGCAGCCGACUGGCAGUUGUCAUCGGGGCACUGUUUACCUCGCCGUACGUCAGCGCGCUCGAGGCGCAGGUCGAGGUUGUGCGGCGCGGGUUCUACGAGCUCGGACGCGAGGCGCUCGAUGCGCUAGCAGCAAUGGUUGCCGGCGAUGUGGCCAGCUCGCUGCGGAGCCUGAUCACGACGCGGUGGUAUGCGGAGCACCCGGCUGCAGCAGACACCAUCACCAUGACGCUCGCCGACUACUACGCAGAUUUGAAGCAGCUCAUGGCGCCCGAGUUUUUUGCCAAGCUCGCGCGCCACCACCUGCGUCUGGUGCUCGACGCGUACCUGGACGCACUGCUGCGUGCGGCGAGGAGUCCGCAGCCGCUGGCGUGGCAUGUCUCGGGCUCGAUCCUGCUGGCGGUAGACCUCGCGCAGUUGGAGGAGAUGUUUGUGGGCGUGCUGGAGCGGCCAACGGUGGAACGGCUCAUGCUCCCGCUGUGGGAGCUCUGGGCGCUGCUCAUCCUGCAGGACGAGGAGUUUGUGGUCUCACUGGCGGCAGCGGUGGUCGAGGCGAGCGAGCUGCGGCUCGAGGCAGGCGACGUCGAGCAUCUCUUUGAGCUGCGGACCGACACCGCGGUGACGGCCAAGAUGGUGUCGGCGGUGGCGCGAGCGGCGCACGAUCCGCUCUCGGUUUCGAGCCCAUUCUCGAUGUCUCAGCGGCGUUCACUUGUCCGGGUCUGUCGGGUCAAGGUUCUUGAACGCGCCGACGUGGGUGCGAUUCGGGCGAGCGUGGCCGAGGCGCUGACGGCGCGACAGACUGCACCGUCGCCAACGUCCGACUCGUCGCCGCCGUCGUUCUUCCUCGCCCGCUACGACUCGAUGCUCAUUCUCGACGCACCGACAGCGGCACAAGCGCAGGGCAGGCUGGGCGCUAGCCUCGAUCGCGGACACGAGGCGUCGUCAGCUGAGUCGGAUCUGCUCUCGGAGCCGACCGACGAGCAACUGACGCACCCGCGCAACUCGCAGCUCUCGUCGUCGCCGGACUCGCCGGGGCCAAAGCUGAUGGGCGCGGUCGGCGCGGUGUGGCUCGGCUCGACCGAGUCGGAAACGGCGUCAGGAAGCGAGAGCGAGUCGAGCGUACAGAUGGGUGUCUGCGGGCCGAUGGACGAGUUUGUGGCCAGCGGUGGUGGUGGCGGCGGUGGCGGAGCGAGCGCGUCGUCGUCGGGGUGGUCGUUUAGCGACUCGGGCUCCGAGUCUGGCUCGGGAGCGGUUGGCGGCGUGGUAGUUCUGAGGAUGGAGUGA
Molecule: messenger RNA, 2451 nt
Organism: Thecamonas trahens ATCC 50062
Lineage: Eukaryota; Apusomonadida; Apusomonadidae
Exons: 2
Coding region: 1-2451 (816 amino acids)
Biological process (GO): exocytosis; exocyst localization
Cellular component (GO): exocyst
Molecular function (GO): SNARE binding
Source: RefSeq, a predicted model, not a curated record